Messenger RNA from Dichomitus squalens LYAD-421 SS1, 913 nucleotides. RefSeq names its product ras-domain-containing protein. Gene Ontology annotation, molecular function: GTP binding; GTPase activity. The transcript is spliced from 7 exons. The coding region runs from base 39 to 689 and encodes 216 amino acids. Gene Ontology annotation, biological process: ribosomal subunit export from nucleus; protein import into nucleus. The record is from RefSeq and is a predicted model, not a curated record. Gene Ontology annotation, cellular component: cytoplasm; nucleus. Lineage: Eukaryota; Fungi; Basidiomycota; Agaricomycetes; Polyporales; Polyporaceae.
CUCCUUCUUCCACCACCACCCCCACCUACAAACGUGAAAUGUCUGAGCAGCAGGCUACCAUCCCUACGUUCAAGCUCGUACUUGUCGGAGAUGGAGGCACUGGCAAAACCACCUUCGUCAAGCGCCACUUGACCGGUGAAUUUGAGAAGAAGUACAUCGCCACUCUCGGAGUCGAGGUCCACCCUCUCUCUUUCUCGACCAAUUUCGGCACGAUCUGCUUCAACGUCUGGGAUACCGCGGGUCAGGAGAAAUUUGGCGGUCUCCGCGACGGCUACUACAUCCAGGGACAGUGCGGGAUAAUCAUGUUCGACGUCACCUCCCGCAUCACGUACAAGAACGUUCCCAACUGGCACCGUGAUCUUGAGCGUGUCUGUGAGAACAUCCCCAUCGUUCUCUGCGGUAACAAGGUCGACGUGAAGGAGCGGAAAGUGAAGACCGGCAGCGUCACGUUCCACCGCAAGAAAAACAUCCAGUACUUUGAGAUCUCGGCGAAAUCGAACUACAACUUCGAGAAGCCGUUCCUCUGGCUCGCGAGGAAGCUCGUUGGCAACCCGUCGCUGGAGUUCGUCGCUGCGCCCGCUCUUGCGCCGGCGGAGGUUCAGGUCGACCCCGAGCUCAUGAGGAAGUACGCGGAGGAGCUUGCGCAGGCCGAGGCUGUUCCCUUGCCAGAAGAGGACGACGACUUGUAAUUCUACGCAUUCACGACUCUUUAUCAUGCCCCUGCUACCCCAUCUGUCUCUUUCAUACGUCCUGUAUCCGACACUGUUCUAAGUACAAGUACAAAGCUCAUCGCAUCAUACCGGAGUAACCAUGCUCCGAACCCGCUGCUACGAAUACGCACCCCACCUUGUAGAAGUUGUCAGUUCGUUGUCGGUGGUCGCUGUAUCGAAUUUAUGUUUCCAAGCAGCCAUAC